CAGCGAAUAGCAGAAGCAGAAAGAAUCGAGUCGAGAGGGAAAACUUAAUGGUCAACUAGGAUAAGGAUAAGAAGUGAUAAUAAUAUGAGUGGUGUUAGAUCCAAAAUGAAAAUUAAGGAAGGAGUGGUGCUCGUAAUUGAUGUUGGAGAGGCUGUUGGUAAUCUUGUUGGAAACGGAAAAAGCUUCUUGGAGAAUAGCAAGAUAUGCGCCUCAAGGAUUAUCCAGCGUAAAAUUUUUGCAAAUUCUCAAGAUGAGUUUGGUCUUGUGUUGAUUGGCUCAGAAGAAACAAAAAAUGAACUCAACUAUCCAAAUGUAUAUGUGCAAAACUCAUACUUUAGUUGUGCAAAUUGGAACUUAAUGAAGAAUAUCAGCAAUUUGACUGUCGCCAAACACAGUGGGAACUCAUCUAACAGUGAUUGGCUUGAUGGACUUAUUGUUGCUGUUAAUCUAUUGAAAGAGGAAUCUGAGUGUAAAAGUUUCAGUACAAAGAAAAUAGUGUUGAUGUCCAAUUUCGCAACACCGGUUACAUCUAUUGACAAUGUUGAUGACACAAUCAAAGCCCUGAAGGAUCUUGAGAUUGGUUUGGUUGUCAUUGGGCCAGAACUUGAAGAUGGUAGUAGCGAGAAUGAAGUAAAAUCGCCAGCUCAGAGAAAAAAUGAAGCCAUCAUCAGUCGAAUUGUUGAAGAAGUGAGUACAGUACCGACUGAUGGUGUAACAUGUGGAUUUGAUGAGGCCAUGGUGCCGCUCGGACGUUACCAAAAGAUACAAACCAGAGCUAUGCCGUGGAAUUGUGACUUGCAAAUUGGAUCAAAUAUAUUUGUGCCGAUUGUUGGUUACAAAAAGUUUGACUCCAAAAAACUGUUGAUCUGGAAGAAGAGAAGUAGAGAGAAAAGUGCAAUAGUAGAAGAAAGAGUUCACUUUGAGGGCGACCAGCAAGUAGAUAAAGCAGAUGUCAUCAAAAGUUAUACAUAUGGCCAAACUAUCGUACCCUUCUCUGAGGACGACAAGGCUGCUACUUCAUUACAGACUGAAAAAUGUUUCCAAGUUAUUAUGUUUGCUAAAAAGGAGGAAGUUCCUAUUCACAUGCUCAUGGGCGAAUCUGUGUUAUACAUCGCUCCAAGAACUGGAAAUGAGGGUGCAGUUUCAGCUAUGGUAGCCCUAGCUCAAGUGCUGCUGGAGCAACAACAGGUUGCUAUUGUGCGAAAGGUUUAUCGUAAAAACACAGCUCCAUUAAUCGGGGCCCUUAUUCCAACAUGUGAAACAUCAAAUAAUCGCAAGUGUUAUUUCUUCUAUUGGGUCAAACUACCGUUUGCAGAGGACGAUAGACGUUUGAAGCUACCUUCGCUUAGACACAUUAAACCAACCCAAGAACAACAAGAUGUUGUAAAGAAGCUCAUAGAUUCUAUGGAUCUCUCACAACUCGAUGAAGAAGAGGAUCCUUACAGGAAGCCUGUCAAUCCGCUUGUUGAACAUGUUAAUGACCUAAUUACGUUCAAAGCCUUGAAUCCUUCUUCUGAAAUGCCAACUCAACCUUCAGAAAGAGUCAAGAACAUGUUAAAGCCUUUGCCUGAUAUACUCGCAAACGCAUCUCAAGCCUUGGAUGAAAUAAAAAGACUUUUCCCGCUUGAAGAGGUUGAACAAAAGACUUAUCGGAGAGCAGCAGCUGAUAUCUUUAACAGAUCCACAAACAACAAUCCUGCUAAUGUGGUGGCUCCUCAAGAUAUGGUCAACUCCGUCACCAGCUUGGUUCAAAGCACAGUAACCGAAGUUGGAACUAUAGACCCUGAAGGAAACUUCUUGAAGCUAUUGGAUCAAGGAGCAUCUUUUGGCUCCUUAUGUGAACAGAUGAAAACUGCCAUCAAAAAGUUGAUAUUCACCUCAAGCAGUUCUGUCGGGGCAGAAAAAGCCAUCUCUGCCAUGAAGUUGCUUCGGGAACGUUGUGUGUCAAGGAAUCCUGUGUCUUACAACACUUUUGUGGCCUCUUUAAAAGAUGACCUGGUAGAGAGAGGGAAUACGGAUCUCUGGGAUGUCAUCGUGCAAGAGAAACUUGGUUUGAUCACCUCAGUAGAGUCGCAGCAAAGUAAUGUGAGUGCAGACGAGGCCGUAGUUUUCUACGAGAUCAAAAAAUGUGAAUCUCAAAGUGAAGAACAAUGUGAAAUGGAGGUGGAAGAUUUGCUUGCUGAACUCUGAUUGUUGGGGUUGACUGGGAGAAGAAACACUUUCAGAGACAACACAGUUUUGUUUAAAAAGACUUAAUGCUAUUUUGUAUUUAUUAAUAAAUAAUUGUAUUACAAGAUA
Messenger RNA from Macrosteles quadrilineatus (aster leafhopper), 2298 nucleotides. Its product is annotated as X-ray repair cross-complementing protein 5-like. Bases 85 to 2190 code for a protein of 701 amino acids. NCBI's taxonomy places the organism in Eukaryota, Metazoa, Arthropoda, Insecta, Hemiptera, Cicadellidae. Gene Ontology annotation, molecular function: telomeric repeat DNA binding; damaged DNA binding; double-stranded DNA binding. Gene Ontology annotation, biological process: telomere maintenance; cellular response to gamma radiation; double-strand break repair via nonhomologous end joining. Gene Ontology annotation, cellular component: Ku70:Ku80 complex; nucleus. The record is from RefSeq and is a predicted model, not a curated record. The transcript is spliced from 15 exons.